UGAUGAAGACCCAAGGGGAAGAGAACGAAACUACACCCUGCUUGUAUGGCUGGGAGUACGACACCACGUGGCUGUCCCUGACCGCCGCUUCCCAGGAGGACUGGGUGUGCGAUAAGGAACUGUACCCAAAUACUGUGUAUUCCGUGAGCCUCUUCGUUUCCACCACCAUCGGAGUUAUUCUCUUUUACAUUGGUGACAGGUACCUGCCUGAGUCACCACGAUGGCUGAUAAAUAAAGGACGCACAGAAGACGCUUAUGAGGUCCUGGAACGUAUAGCGCACACAAACGGAAAAACUUUGUCUCCUGACAUCACGAAAAAAAUUGAUUUUCUGUGUCAACAAAGAACUUCGAAAAUGGGGUUUACAAUCAUCAUAACCAACAAGAAUCUCCUCAAAAAUACGAUUUUACUUGUGCUCAAUAGGUCAGCUGCUGCGUUUACUGUUUUCACCCUACUUUUCAGCAACAGUAAUUUCGGAGUGAAUCCAUUUGUUGCAUUCAUAGGAAAAGGAUCACUGCAACUGGUAGCAUUGUACGCGGGUCACGUUGUCGGAAACAAGUUCGGGAGACGGGUAACACAAUGUCUGGUGCUAAUGUCUACUGGUUUCUUCUGCAUCAUUCUCGUGUUCUUAACCACAGGACAUUCAACCCAGUGGAUCAUAACUACAUUUUCGCUGAUGCUACUGUUUUGCUGCGAGUGUUCGUAUUCACUCUCAAACCUGCAGAGCUUGGAAUUACAUCCAACGAGUAUACGACAAAUAGGAAUCGCAACUGAGUACGUCUUCGUUCAAUGCACUCUGACUGCUGCACCUCAUCUCGCUCACUUGGGGAAGACUUCUGGAAUGCAUAUCGUAUUCAGCGUGCUUGCAGCUGUGACACUGAUUAUGUCGGCUUUAAUGUCUUUUGUGCCGGAGUCAUUUAAUGAGAAGGUCCCGGAGGCGAAAAACGAUAUUUCACUCCUAGGAAAGAAUCACAAGUACUGGAGUCUUCCUACCAGAAAGUAA
Schistocerca gregaria is the source of this 1001-nucleotide messenger RNA. Its product is annotated as solute carrier family 22 member 13-like. The record is from RefSeq and is a predicted model, not a curated record. Bases 3 to 1001 code for a protein of 332 amino acids. NCBI's taxonomy places the organism in Eukaryota, Metazoa, Arthropoda, Insecta, Orthoptera, Acrididae. Gene Ontology annotation, molecular function: transmembrane transporter activity. Gene Ontology annotation, cellular component: membrane. The transcript is spliced from 5 exons. Gene Ontology annotation, biological process: transmembrane transport.